CGUCUUUGAAGGCACAUUCUGUGACUCCUCAACAUAUCCUCGCCUGAGACAACAACCCAGACCCUGAUCAGGACCAGGACCAAAUGGCUGCUUCUCAGGGACCAUUGACAUUCAGGGAUGUGGCCAUAGAUUUCUCUCAGGAGGAGUGGGAAUGCCUGGACCCAGCUCAGCGGAAAUUGUACCUGGAGGUGAUGUUGGAGAACUACAGCAACCUGGCCUCCCUGGCUAUGUCAUCUGAAGAUGACAAGGCCUUUAUGCCAAAUACCGGAAUACCAAAUUUAUUCUCUGAAAUAAUACUGAGUACAUAUUAUGGAGACAGCAGAUAUCAAUGGAAUAAACAUUGGAAAAACUUUAAGCAAGAGUCAUAUCUUAAUCAUCGGACAAUCGAGCUUGCAGAGAACCAUUAUAAAAUUAGAAAAGUCUUUGACCAAAUGUCCAAUCACAAUAUAUGUCAGGUUAUUCCUAUUGUGAAGAAGACACACAAUGGAAAUAAAUGUGUCCAGUCUUUUCAGCAAUCAUUAAAUUACACUGAACAAGAGAAUAUUCAUACUGGGGAAGAGGCUUAUAAAUGGAAUUUGUGUGGGAGAGUCUUCAGUCAAAUAUUCAAUGUAAAUAGACUGAAAAAAAUCUACAGUCGAGAAAAACCUUAUACAUGUAAAGAUUUUGGUAAAACAUCUCAUUGGCCUUCAGAUUGUACUUUAAAUCAGAGAAUUUAUACUGGAGAGAAACCUUAUAAAUGUAUAGAAUGUGGCAAAGCCUUUACCAGAUCCUCAAACCUUACAAUGCAUCAGAGAGUUCAUACUGGAGAGAAACCUUAUAAAUGUAUAGAAUGUGGCAAGUCCUUUGGCGGCUCCUCAAACCUUACUAAGCAUAAGCGAGUUCAUAUUGGAGAGAAGCCUUAUAAAUGUACAGAAUGUGACAAAUCCUUUGUCUGCUCUGCAGAACUUACUAAGCAUCAGAGGGUUCACACUGGAGAGAAGCCUUAUCAAUGUAGAGAAUGUGGCAAAUCCUUUGGGAGAGCCUCAAACCUUACAAAGCACCAGAGAAUUCACACUGGAGAGAAGCCUUAUAAAUGUAUAGAAUGUGGCAAAGCCUUUACCAGAUCUGAAACCCUUGCUUAUCAUCAGAGAGUUCACACUGGAGAGAAGCCUUAUAAAUGUAUAGAAUGUGGCAAGUCCUUUGGCAGCUCCUCAAACCUUACUACGCAUCAGAGAGUUCAUACUGGAGAGAAGCCUUAUAAAUGUACAGAAUGUGGCAAAUCCUUUGUCAGCUCCUCAGAACUUACUAAGCAUCAGAGGGUUCACACUGGAGAGAAGCCUUAUAAAUGUAGAGAAUGUGGCAAAUCCUUUGGGAGAGCCUCAAACCUUACAAUGCAUCAGAAAGUUCAUACUGGAGAGAAGCCUUAUAAAUGUAAAGAAUGUGGCAAAUCCUUUGGCAGAUCCUCAAACCUUACUAAGCAUCAUAGAGUUCAUACUGGAGAGACAUCUUACAGAUGUGUGUAGUGUUGUAAGUCCUUGAACAGCAGUGAAAAUUUACUGAAUAUCACAGAAUUCAUACUGGAAAGAAGACUUAUGAAUGGGAAAAAUGUAAAAAACUUUUAAAAGCCAUUCACAUAUUACUGUACCUUAGAGACUUCCGAACAGAGAGAUACUGUACAAAUAUAGAGAAUAGGCUGGUGCCUUUACCCACAGCUCAAAAUUUACUGAACAUCAGAGAUUUUAUAGUAUAGGGAAGCCGUACACUGUAGAGAAUGUGAGAAAGCCUUUCAUCUGUGUUCAAACUUAACAUUUUACAAAGCAUUCUAAAGAGAAACAACAAAAAUAUAAAGUUAUCCAAAGAUUUAAUGAUGCUUUCAUUGAGAAUGAUAAGGUCUUACAAAUUCUGAGGGAUAUGUCAAAGUGUGUAUUCUCAUUUACAUGUCAUAGAACCUCUUGGAAUUAUUACUGGAUCGAAGCCCAGCAGAUAUAAAGAAUGUGACAAAGCUUACUCAGUAUGCAUACCUUACCCAACAUCCGAAUUAAAAUUGGAGAGAAUCAAUACAAAUGUAAACAUUGUCCUAAAGUUUUUAAUCAGCAUCUGUAGCUUAUUGCUCACAUUGGAGUUUAUUCUAGAGGGAAACCUUAAAACUGAAAAAUGUGGGAAAUCAUAUAAUUGAACCUACAGCCCCAGUCUUAUCAGGGAUUAUAAUUGGGUAGAAAUUCCACGUUUUUUUUUAAUAUAGGAGGAAUGACUUUUCUUUAAAAUAUACAGUUUACAAAUCUACAAGGAAUUUAUGCCUUAAAGUGGCUUUUAAGAUGUAAAAGUUUAUCCAAGUAUUUAAUUGAUUAUGAAUUUUAAAGUCUCACUGAAUUCACACUAGAUCAAUAGCCAAAAUGCCUUUCAGGUAUUGCCCUAAAUCAGUACGCACAGUGUACUCCAAACUUUAAAUGUUGUUAGGUAAUGUUUGUAUACUUGAAUAUAUCAAAAGAGUUGAUGUUUCCAUAUGUACAAUUACUUAGAGUGUUAUCUCAUUUAUAUUGAAAUCAUUUGAAGUAUUUUGAAAAGGAAAUGUUAAUGUGAUUCUACUCCCAUACCACUUGAUGCUGGUAUGUUUUAUAUCUGGUGUGUGUCAGUGAAGUCAUGGGGUUGAUUGUUUCUGUCUUAAAGAUCUGUGAGCUGUUGUAUAUUAUAUGCACUUCACUUGUGUACACAUUCCAGUAGAAUAUUGGGUACAUUGUACUGCGCAUUAUUUUCUUCUAUUAGAGAAUAAUACUGUUGAAUAAAUUUUUAAAAA
This is a messenger RNA of Myotis lucifugus (little brown bat), 2773 nucleotides long. RefSeq names its product zinc finger protein 501-like. The transcript has 4 exons. Gene Ontology annotation, biological process: regulation of transcription by RNA polymerase II. Gene Ontology annotation, molecular function: RNA polymerase II cis-regulatory region sequence-specific DNA binding; DNA-binding transcription factor activity. Lineage: Eukaryota; Metazoa; Chordata; Mammalia; Chiroptera; Vespertilionidae. The coding region runs from base 84 to 1502 and encodes 472 amino acids. The record is from RefSeq and is a predicted model, not a curated record.